Molecule: messenger RNA, 2754 nt
Organism: Mizuhopecten yessoensis (Yesso scallop)
Lineage: Eukaryota; Metazoa; Mollusca; Bivalvia; Pectinida; Pectinidae
Product: alpha-glucosidase-like
Exons: 10
Coding region: 99-1910 (603 amino acids)
Biological process (GO): carbohydrate metabolic process
Source: RefSeq, a predicted model, not a curated record
UGCCCCGUCAAUACUCGGUGUGUUAUUAGAAGUGUUUGCCCACCACCGUACCGUCAUUAUUACCCACGCAAGCAAGCUUUCUGCGCACCAGAUAACUAAUGGAUGAGAACGGCGGACUGAAGAAGAGGGAACACGUAUGUAGCAAAACCAGAUGUUCCGUUUUCAUCGCUUUUCUUGUCGCCUCGUGCGUCGUUGUUCUUUGCGUCGUUACUUUUGAGGUUGACGACCUGCGAAUGAAGAUACAGUAUGACGUGUCGGGCUUGGCAUGGUGGAAGACGUCCAUCAUUUAUCAGGUGUAUCCCAGGUCAUUCAAGGACUCGAACGGGGACGGAGUAGGUGACCUCAGAGGGAUAACCCAGAAGCUUGACUACCUAGCUGACUUGGGGAUAGGAGCUAUCUGGAUCAGCCCCUUCUACACGUCACCUAUGAGGGACUUUGGCUACGACAUCUCAAACUACACCCAGGUCGACCCCACGUUUGGUACAAUGGACGACUUCGACAACCUACUAAAGGAGGCAAGAAAGAGAGGUCUAAAGAUAAUCGUUGAUUUUGUUCCAAACCACACAAGUAACGAGAGCAUGUGGUUUCAGGAGAGUAGAAAAGGGCCUAAUAAUUCUUACAGUGAUUAUUACGUCUGGAAAGAUGGAGUCAUCCUUCCGAACGGUUCUAGAGGACCCCCGAACAACUGGUUGAGCGUGUUUGGGGGCUCGGCGUGGACGUUUGAUCCAGAACGAGGUCAGUAUUAUUACCAUGCAUUCCUGAAAUCGCAAGCUGACAUCAACUUCUACAGCCCGCACGUGCUCCAGGAACUGAAGACCGUCCUAAGGUUCUGGUUGGACAGGGGUGUUUCGGGAUUUCGGUUGGAUGCUCUGAAGUUUCUGUUUGAGUCGAAAGAUGUAACCCUAAACGAGGCGCUCUUACCGAAUCAAUUUGAAUGGAAUGACGACGGACCACAUAAUUUGACGACAAGCUUCCCACAAAUCAAUGACGUCAUCAAAGACUGGCGAUCACUGCUUGACGAGUAUACUUCUUAUGAUAAAGAACCUAGGUUCAUGGCAGAGGAGUCGUAUGGAUUGACGGCAGAGAUGCGCAACGCUCACUACAAAUCCGGGGCAAUGCCCUUCAACUUCGCUCUUCUUAAUAUGAACUCGACAUGUGGAGGAACAUGUGUUAUGCGGUUAAUCAACAAAGGUUUACAUGAACUAGCGGACGACGCGUGGCCCAACUUCCAGGUUGGUAACCAUGACAACAGCCGAGUGGCGUCCCGAGUAGGAGUCGCUAGAUCGGGAGCCGUUACCAUGCUUCUACUUACACUACCAGGCACGCCUACCUCCUACUACGGCGACGAGAUAGGCAUGCAAGAUGUGUUCUAUACCUUCCAGGAAACACGGGAUCCAGCGGGUAUCCAUUUUGGAAAAGACGGAUAUGAGGGCAGAUCACGUGAUCCGGAGAGGUCUCCAAUGCAGUGGUCGGGGACAACGAAUGCGGGGUUCUCAUCAGGCACGCCAUGGCUCCACGUGCAUGAGAACUUCACUAAAACGAACGUCAAGGACCAGAACAGUGAUACCGUAUCCAUGUUGAACCUGUAUCGAACGCUGGCUAAAAUCCGGAAGUACCCAUCAUUCCAGAACAGUCAACUUCAAUACGCUGUAACCAACGACAAUGUCGUAUCUUACGUCAGAAUGGCACUAGGUUGGACCAAGUAUCUCGUUUUGAUCAACUUUGGCCCCUCCACGAGUACCGAUGAUUAUUCUAAGAGUCCCGUGGACUCUACUUCCGGUAUAAUAGUUGCAACGACAAACAAUUUCAAUUUGGGGGAUUUUCGAACAGGACAAACUAUUUCGUUGGUGAACGUGAGGUUACAUCCUGGACAAGGACUGGUUGUGACUGUGUACUACCAGGGACGUUAGCCGUCUAAAUCAGUGACGCUUCGUCUAAGUUACCUGUAGUGACGACUAAAAACGAUUUCUUUCAAUGCUAUAUCUCCUUUUAUCAGUACAAAGGUGACAACAGCAUACACAGAAAACAGAGAAAUUAUCGAAAGAGACUAAUUAUGCAAUGUGUGUUUUAUGCCGUUUUAUAAGGUCUGUAUUGCACAACGAAAAACUAAAAUCUGAUUUCUAACUUAAAUAUGUCUUCGUCUGUUACCGCUUGAAUAGAAACCAUCGUUUUUGGUUGUUCAAUCACGCCGCUUCUCUAUGCCACAUAUAGGUGGCGCGACUCCGGAUAUAGGCAGGGACGGUAACUUAGCGCCGCAUAACUGCGUCUCGAUUCUCCACCCAGAAUAAGUUGGUAUGCCUUUUCCUACAGUAUCAUCUCGAUCCAGGAUUACGUUAUUUAUACACAUUGCACGAAUGUUUCCCAUUAUUGUAUAACAGUUCUGCUUUCUACAGUGUUUCUUACGUUAUUUGCUAUGAUUUGUCUAGUUUAUCUAGUUGGAUAAAUAAUUAAUAAAUACAUCGUAUCAUUUAAUGCUUAUCCCAUAAAUCCCUAGUAUGUCAUUGGCCUAAUAGAAGCGAUCCGGGGAGAUCACUGAUACAGACGGGCAAUCGGCAAGUUCACGUUUACGGAAAGAGCCGACGGUUCCCGAUUGACAGACGGGAAGUCUGAAAUGAGCAGGUGUAAAGUUGGAUUGUAGAAUGCUUUUAUAAUUUAAUAAAAUUGACAACGAAUAUCGAUGUAAGUUAAAGUUAUUUUGUAUUUAAGCUGCUAUCACAACAUUACUGCCUCUAUGUGUUUUUUAAAAAGUGGGAG